AUGGCUAUUCGCCCCAUGAAGUUCACGCCUGAGGUCCUCCUCGGCGCCCCCAGGCGGUCCUCGGCGGUCCCCAACGCUUCAGGUACCUUGGCUGUAUACACCCAGACCACCUACUCUUUCGAUUCACAUAGCAAAACAAACGAAAUUCGCGUCAUCGACAUCGAGUCUGGACGAUCCGCCCUCAUCACCAAUGACCCCGGUGCCAGCAACCCCCAAUGGCUCGGCCGCGGAGACCAGCUCGUCUGGCUGAAAACCAAGACCAACGGCAACACAAGCUUCAUCGUCGGCCACGCCCGCGAGGCUGAUUCCACUUACACUGCUGGGACUGUCCCAGGGCCUGUCUCCGACCUGAAGGUGACUGUAAUUGAGCCUGGCAAGAUCGGAUUCGCCGUCAGCGGAAAGGCUAACCCCGACGGGUCCCUGUAUAAUCCCCAUGAUGCCAAAAAGCCGCACACGACGGGUCGCCUGUAUACAAAGCUUUUUGUUCGACACUGGGACUCUUAUGUCGAGCCUCAGAAGAAUGCCAUUUGGUACGGUCUGUUGGAGCAGGCACCGCUGUCUCCCGCUCGUAGACAGGCGGGUAAGUACUCUCUGUCAGGUCUUACCAACUUGAUCUCCGUCUCGGGUCUGGGUGCCGUUGAGUCGCCAAUCCCUCCCUUCGGAGGUACUGGAGACUUUGAUAUCAGCCCGUCUGCUAUUGUGUUUGUUGCGAAAGACCCGGACGUCAAUCCCGCUACUCACACCGCUUGUUCUUGCUACUAUGCUCCCAUGUUCUCCUGGACGAGUAUGAGUGCAUCCAAUGCAAAGAUCUGCAAGGUCAACGCCCUGAGGGGCGCGAUGUCAUCGCCUGUUCUUUCUUCAGAUGGGGGCUCCAUUGCUCUUCUGGCCAUGCGUACGGACGGAUAUGAGUCUGACAAGAAUCGCAUUCUUUACGUGCCGAACCCAUGGAAUGGAGAUAUGAUUGAGGUCUUUGAGUCUGCGGAUGGGAAGGGACAGUGGGAUCUGAGUCCGUCGACUAUUUCUUUUGCAUACGAUGACAAGUCGUUGCUCAUCCAGGCCGAGGAGCUUGGACGUGGACUCCUUUAUCAGCUUCCUUUGGAUCAUAUUAAGGAUGCCAAGCCCGAUGUGUUGAAGAGACUCACCCGUUCGGGUUUUGUCAGUGAUGUAUUUCCAGCUGCCGACGGCUCUCCCAAACUUUUCCUUUCAAGCAGCAGCCUGGUUGACAACAGCCUGUGGACUAUCAUUGACCCAUCCAAUCCCGAAGACGUGCGGGUCGUGUCUUCGAAUGGUCGUGGAGGUGCAGCAUUCGGUCUUUCUUCAGCCCAAGUGGAUGAGAUUUGGUUCCGAGGCGCCGCAGACCACCCGGUGCAUGCAUUUGUGGUGAAGCCGUCAAACUUCAAGCCCGGCGAGAAGUAUCCCCUGGCCUACCUGAUCCACGGAGGUCCUCAAGGCGCAUGGAAUGACCAGUGGAGCACCCGAUGGAACCCUGCUGUCUUUGCCGAGCAGGGUUAUGUCGUGGUAACCCCGAACCCUACAGGCAGUACUGGAUACGGACAACAAUUUACGGACGCCAUCCGCGGCCAGUGGGGCGGACGUCCAUAUGAAGACCUUGUCAAGGGUUUCGCAUACAUCGAGCAAAGCCUAGACUACGUUGAUACCGAUCGAGCCGUCGCGCUCGGCGCCUCAUACGGCGGGUACAUGAUGAACUGGAUGCAGGGGCAUGACCUUGGCCGCAAGUUCAAAGCCCUCGUCACCCACGACGGAGUCUUCAGCAUGACCUCGCAACUUGCCAGCGAGGAACAAUACUUCCCUCUGCACGACCUGAAGGGCCCAAUCUGGAAAGUUCCAGAGAACUGGGCUGAAUGGGAUCCUUCUCGAUUCACAAGCGAAUGGCAGACGCCUCACCUUAUCAUUCACAAUGAACUGGACUACCGGCUUACCAUCGCCGAGGGUCUUGCAGCUUUCAACGUCCUGCAGAUGCGCGGCGUUGACAGCGCAUUCCUUACAUUCCCUGAUGAGAAUCACUGGGUCCUCAACCCUGAAAACUCCCUCCUGUGGCACCGCACGGUGCUAAACUGGAUCAACAAAUACGUUGGACUGCCCCCUGUGGCGGACGAGCCAGAGCUGUUGUCCAGCAUGAACAUGUCUGUCUGA
Messenger RNA from Penicillium maclennaniae, 2154 nucleotides. RefSeq names its product oligopeptidase family protein. NCBI's taxonomy places the organism in Eukaryota, Fungi, Ascomycota, Eurotiomycetes, Eurotiales, Aspergillaceae. The transcript has 2 exons. The record is from RefSeq and is a predicted model, not a curated record. The coding region runs from base 1 to 2154 and encodes 717 amino acids. Gene Ontology annotation, molecular function: serine-type endopeptidase activity. Gene Ontology annotation, biological process: proteolysis.